This is a messenger RNA of Penaeus vannamei (Pacific white shrimp), 4161 nucleotides long. Lineage: Eukaryota; Metazoa; Arthropoda; Malacostraca; Decapoda; Penaeidae. The record is from RefSeq and is a predicted model, not a curated record.
UCCAGCUGCAAGGGGCAUGCUUUCGAAGGCCAGGGAGCGGUUGCUUGGCGGAGGGUAAUGGCAAGGAGGAAUAGGAGGUCGUGGGAUCAAUGACUGUCUUUGGGAAGAUUGAGAUCAUGGCGAUGGUGAUUUGUAUCAAAUCAACAUGGCGUAUGCCCACUGGAAGUCGGAAAAACGUGAAGACAGGGCUGUGUUUGAUCUCUUUUUUCGCAAGAAUCCAUUCAGCGGAGAGUUCACCAUAUUUGCAGGCUUAGAGGAAUGUUUGAAAUUUCUUGAAAAUUUUAGGUAUUCUGAAUCAGAUAUUGAGUACCUAAAAGAGACAAUGCCAGACACAGUUGAGCCAGAAUUCUUUGAUUAUUUGGGAAAUCUGAGUGCAAAUGAUGUUAAAUUGUAUGCCAUUGAUGAAGGAAAAGUUGUAUUUCCAAGAGUUCCAUUGCUGGUGCUGGAAGGACCUCUGAUUGUUAUCCAGCUCCUUGAGACGACACUCCUCACUCUUGUCAAUUAUGCGAGUCUCAUUGCCACAAAUGCUGCGAGAUACAGGAUGGCUGCAGGCCGAAGAAUAAAAUUGUUGGAGUUUGGCUUGAGAAGGGCACAGGGACCCGAUGGUGGUCUGUCAGCAUCAAAAUAUGCAUAUGUUGGUGGCUUUGAUGGAACCAGUAAUGUGCUGGCUGGUAAGCUGUACAACAUACCAGUGAAGGGGACGCAUGCUCAUUCCUAUAUUUCUUCAUACUCCAGUUUAAAUGAUCUGAAACAUGAGACUCUAAAGCACAGUGAGACCGGUGCAGAGAUGAACUUGAAAGACGUAUCUCUGGCUUGGAGGAGCUUGCUAGCUGAGAAGUUACACCUAAUACACUCAGAAGCAUCAGAUGGGGAACUGGCAGCAUUUAUAUCGUAUGCCAUUGCGUUUCCUUCUGGCUUUAUUGCUCUCAUUGACACUUACGAUGUUCUUAAGAGUGGAAUCCUAAAUUUCUGUGCAGUUGCUUUGGGUCUUAACGAUCUAGGAUACAGAGCUAUUGGUAUAAGAAUUGAUUCAGGUGAUCUUGCAUAUCUCAGCUGUAAAGCAAGAUCAACAUUUGCUGCAGUUUCCCAAGACUUUGAACUGGAGUGGUUUGAACACCUUCAGAUUGUUGCCAGCAAUGACAUCAAUGAAGAUACUAUCAUCAGUCUCAAUGAACAGGGUCACAAGAUUGACAGUUUCGGUAUUGGAACGCAUUUAGUGACAUGUCAGAGACAGCCAGCACUUGGAUGCGUUUUCAAAUUGGUUGAGAUUAAUGGCAUACCAAAGAUCAAGCUCUCCCAGGACGUUGAGAAAGUUACCAUUCCAGGGAAGAAGUCUGUGUAUCGGCUCUAUGGCGCUGAUGGUCAUGCACUGAUUGACCUGAUGCAACGCACUGAAGAGCCUGCACCUCAGUCUGAAACAAGAGUGCUGUGUCGUCAUCCAUUCCAGGAGAGCAAGCGUGCAUAUGUUUGCCCAGCUAAAGUUGAAUCUUUGUUUAAGCUUUACUGGAAAGAUGGAGAACUUCAGCAGGACAUGCCUACGUUGGAAGGAGUUCGAGACAGAGUGCAGGAGUCCCUUCAGACGUUGAGGCAAGACCACAAGCGCAACCUGAACCCAACUCCCUAUAAGGUUGGAGUUACAGAUGAGCUGUACAACUUCAUACAUGACUUGUGGCUACAGAAUGCCCCUAUUGGUAAUAUUUGUUGACGUAUGAGGAAGGGAGGUAAUCACCAAAGCCAUGAUGUAAUUACUCAUUAACUGUAGCUGUAUUUUGAAAAGUAAGUCACUAUCACUUCUUGAUUACUGUCUAGCUAGGAAGAGUAUCCUGGUAGGGGAAACAUAGUUAUUUAUGUCUGUCAUGGAUGUGUAUGUCCUCGACCUCUGUACUUGAUGAUUUAUCGGAGUAGCUCCUCACAAGGGUACCCAGUGACUAGACUACUGGUAAUUUAGUAUGUCGUGUGUGGAUAGCAAAAGUUCCUCCGUAAUAUUGUUAAGUCUUUUGUGAUUAUACCUGUUAUAAUAUUCAGUCCUGAUUUUUUGUGUGUGGUGCUGAAUCAGUGAAGCAAAAGGAAUUUCAAAUUUCUUAUGUGAGUGUUACUUGACAAUUCUUUUUCUUUGUGAAAUAUGGGCAGAUAAACUGUAUGUGACUUUCUGAUGUGGGUUAUGUUAUAUUUUAAGUGUAAUCAUUUCUUGGAUAGAGGAAAUACUUAGUGAUUUUAUUCCUGUUUACAAAUACUUUCUUGGUAAAGAUCAAUUUUUUUAGAGAUAUAAAGGAAGAAAAACUAAAGCUGUUGCAUAUUUUUUUAUUGGCACUUAUUAGUUAUAGAUGGUAGAGGCAUAGAAGAUACCAUGUUGGUUAUUUUCCGUCCAGAUUUCAUGGAUGAAAGUGAAGUGAUGUUAUGUAAUUUGUCACUCACUCACACACACACACACACACACACACACACACACACACACACACACACACACACACACACACACACACACACACACACACACACACACACACACACACACACACACACACACACACACACACACACACACACACAUUCUCUUAUGAUUUUAAUGCAUGGAUUCAUUUCAUGCUUACUUUCAUAAGACCAAACCUGCCAGAAUAUAUUUUGGUCUUAAAAAUCAGAGUGAGAUACAGUAGAAGGUAAACCCAUUAAUCCUGAAAUAGUUUCAGAGGUCAGUUGAGUGAUAAAUUUUAGGAAGUGAACAGUAUUUUACCCUUUAGGUGUUAGACAAUAGGGAGUUAGAAAUGGAUGUUAAAAGAAACAAGUCUAAUGGUUGUAGUUGUGCUGUGAAACUAUGUUAAAAAAGUGCAAUAUAUUUGAAACACUGGCUUUAAAGGAUUAUUGUGGAAUGCAGAUUUGUUUCCAUUGCUUCAUAAAAGUUAAGUAGAAUGACUGAUUUCAAAGAAUAUGUCUCUUACAUUAUCCAGUUAUGAAGUGGUGUCUUAAGAAGACUUCCAGUUUACAAAACAAAAUUGUAAAGAUUACCGAUUUCUUCUCAUAUCUGCUUUUAUUGUAAAAAUUUGGUACAAUGAUGUGCUACGUGUCUAUGUUUCUGUAUAGGUUAAGGGUCUUAACUUUGAUUGUACAGUGUAUCUUGUACAUCUAGACAUUCCUUGGGCCUAUAUAAACUAUACUCUGGCCUUUAUUUUUUACAUGUCAUAGAAAAAGUUAGUCCAGAUUAGAGUACAAGACAUUCAGAUUAUUGCAUGAAGAUUCAAGUUGUAAAGGUUCAGUAAGACACGAGGAAAUCAAUCUGUGUUUGGUAAAAACUGCUGUUAUAUCUUAUUUCUUUAUGUUAUUAUUAUGAUUAUUAUUUUAUUAUUGUUAUGACUAUUGUCAUUAUUGUCAUUAUUAUUUCUCCACACCAUGUCAGCUGUUGCAUGAAGAAUGUUUCAUUCUUAAGAAAGUUUUGGAUAUUUCUGUGUCCUACUGGUAGAGAAAUGUAGUCUUAUAACACAGAAGUUUGUCCUGGUGUAAUAUUUCCCUAAUUGUGUUAAACUGGCAGAUGUUGUUUAUUAAAGUCAGUUGCUUUUAAUCAUUCUCAGAUUUUUUAACAUGUAACAAGUCCAGAUUUAGACAUAAUUGCUAUAGUAUUUUAAGUAUUGAUUUCAUGUAAGAAUGUGAUUUGCUCUUUCGCUAAAAAUGAAAUAACCUAGAAAUAAUAUAACUAGUCAUAAUAAUUAUCCAAGGCCUUACAGACAAAAAAAUAUGGAUUAUGAUAUAAGAAAAUACCAUUUAUGUGAAAAUAUAUAGGAACAGAAUAGUACACCUGUACAGUAGAAAAAUAGGAAUGCUUAAUCUUUUUUUAAAGACAAGUCUUUGCACAUAAUUGUGUGUAAGUCUUGUACUCAUUUUGGCAGAUAGUUCAUUUGAGUCAUUUAUCCUGAAAAGGGUAAUGUUGCACAGGAUAAAUACCUAAGACUAAGGAUGUGCUGGUUAGCAUUCUUAUGGUAUUUUAGAAUUUAUUUUUUAUAGUACACCUCAAGGAACAUCUGCUGUAUGUUAGUCUUGGAAGUACUAUGUUCCUCCUUGAUAUUGUUGAUAUUAUGUGGAAAAUAUAUAUGAAACAAAUUAGUAACUGUAACUGUCUAGCAGAACACAAAUUCUUAGCUGUUGAACCUAUAAAGAUAUUGAUGAUUAAAA